This is a messenger RNA of Bombyx mori (domestic silkworm), 1861 nucleotides long. RefSeq lists its product as uncharacterized. The transcript is spliced from 4 exons. The coding region runs from base 209 to 1528 and encodes 439 amino acids. The record is from RefSeq and is a predicted model, not a curated record. Lineage: Eukaryota; Metazoa; Arthropoda; Insecta; Lepidoptera; Bombycidae.
GAUAUUGCUUAGCGGCCACCGAUACAGGUGUGCAUUAUGUGAGCUUGUGUGUCUUGUCUUGUAAGCGUGUCAAUUCCAUGUCAGUUGAAAACACAGUUCAAACGCAGACGGUUGUACAGCGAGUCGCUGCUAAUAUUUGUACGAAUAUGCAAAUUAAACUUCAUCAAUGACGGACCCUUUAUUAUAAUGAGUUUUGUGGCAAAAAACAAUGUUUAUGCAGCCUGAUACGGUUCCCGGUAAGCUGGACGAGGGUUUCAGUAGACCGGUCGAGUCAAUAAUGAGAUGUGAGGACUUCAAGAGUAAUUUCGCCAGGAAGUUAUCGAAUCGAUUCAUAUCCAGGCAUGUCCCGACUCCGCGACAAGACAAUUCCCUGAAAUUAUGUCUCGACGAAAAAGCGCAAGAUGCCCAAGAGAGUUUCGAAGCGAACCAACUUUCGAAAUUUGUCGCAGAGCCAAAUUGUGAAACAGUCAAGCCUCCCGACAGACAGACUACCAGUUCAGACAUAAGGAGCACUAAAGUUAACGCGCUGAACAUGGAAGUGGAAACGUUGAGAUGGCAACUAGCGCAGACUGAAGCAAAUAGACAGAUGCACAUAGCUUUAUUGAGGCAGGUGGUGACGUUCUUGAGCAGAGUCAAGGAGCACAUUGAAGGUCAGAAAACGGAAGGAGAAACGGAAGCCACAAGAAUGAACAGGUCAUUCAAUGUCACCGACUUGCCACGAUCUCGGUCCGUCUUGCACGUCAACAAGAACCUGGAAUACACCCUGAGCCCUGUCAAAAAGAUUAACUCGCGUAAAAUAAGCAAGUCCAUCAGUAAUGUGAAUGGAUACAAAGACUGCAAUGUUUGGAGUCAAUCGAAAAUGGCUUUGACGUCCGAAACCGAAACAGCUUUUAAGCUAUCCGAAGAAAUGUCCAGACUGAUAAUUCUUGCCAACACUGUGUUAAGCACAAAACUGCCUGAUCUCGCGUGUAAUUGUAAUGAUAAUGAAGUGAAUGGAUCAAAGCAAACCGAAGACAACGAGGAGAUAUGUGAAAAAGAAUCGAAUGUUUCUGUAAGUAAUACUUCUGUAGGCGGCGAAGAUACGAAUGCAUUUGUCUUGAACACGAUAUGCGACAGCGAGGGAACAUACGAAGGCAUAACCAACAAAUUCAUUGAAACUAAAGAUAAGGGUAUAGCCGAUUUCAUAGUAUCACCGUCACCACUCACAUGUGGCCUAGAAAAGGACUUCGCAGUCGUAAAGAUUCAGGAAAAAGACAGCAAAAGAGAAACACGGACUACCAAGCCCCAAAACAGAUUCGAAAAACGAAACGAAUAUAACGCUGUAAACUUCAUUGAGGACGAAAGUGGAUUCUCAUCGAUGAGUUCCUUUCAAGAGAUCGGAAUUCCUAUAAUAAGUAUCAUACCGCCGUCGCCUUGCAAAGAAGUCGGUUAUAUGACUGAGUUUGAAGAUUUAUUGCAAGGAAACGAGAACUGGAAGAGCGAUUCCAUUGAACUGGAUAAGCAGGCCGUAAAAGUAUUUUGGGUUUGAUCAAUGUACAAAUUUAUAGCUUCCUAAUAACCUUUUUUAAUGUAUGUAACACGAGUAAGCUAGCAGGCAUCUAGCAGUUUUAUUAGAGUUUUGUGUACGGUUUUAAAAAAAAAAAAAAAAAUUUAAAAUUUUUGGAAGUGAAUAGUCCAAAUUUGUUGUCAUGAAUAAAAUUUCUCUGAAAUUAAUUUCAAUAUACAUGCAACCAAUUGUGUUGUCAAUUUUUAGUAUUAGUAUUUAUAUUGCCUUAGAAUAAGUUGACUAAUGAUUUUUUAACUUAACACAUUUUGUACUUUGUCGAAUAUUACUGAAAUAAAGUCAGAUUUGCGUAAUUUA